Messenger RNA from Austrofundulus limnaeus, 2526 nucleotides. RefSeq names its product protein arginine methyltransferase 5 (gene prmt5). Gene Ontology annotation, cellular component: nucleus; cytosol. Gene Ontology annotation, biological process: peptidyl-arginine N-methylation; regulation of DNA-templated transcription. Bases 16 to 1974 code for a protein of 652 amino acids. The transcript has 16 exons. Lineage: Eukaryota; Metazoa; Chordata; Actinopteri; Cyprinodontiformes; Rivulidae. The record is from RefSeq and is a predicted model, not a curated record.
UCGAUUAGAUCCAAGAUGGCGUCAGUUUCCACGAAAGACGAGAGGACAGGCCCACCACAUAAUUCAGUGGAAGAAGUCAUGGCGUCCGCCAGUUCGGGAGGCAGGGUGUCCUGCGGUAGAGAUUUGAAUUGUGUACCGGAGAUAGCUGACACGUUGGCUGCGGUCGCCAAACUAGGGUUUGACUUCCUGUGCAUGCCCCUGUUCCACCCGAGAUUCAAGAGGGAGUUCGAGUUGGAGCCAGCUAAGUCCAGACCCGGAGCCCAGACCCGUUCAGACCUGCUGCUUUGUGGAAGAGACUGGAACACCCUCAUUGUUGGGAAGCUGUCUCCAUGGAUCGAUACAGAUUCAGAAAUGGAAACAGAACGCAGAAACUCAGAGGCUGCUCUUGCACAAGAGCUAAACUUCUCAGCUUACCUGGGUCUUCCCGUCUUCAUGGUCCCUCUGAAGGGGCCUCAUAAUGCCAAUCUAGCCCGAAUGCUGCUCAACCACAUCCACACUGGGCACCACACCUCUAAUUUCUGGAUACGUGUCCCACUGAUGGCGUCUGAAGACGUUAGGGAAGAUCUGAUUGAAAAUGAACCGGCACCUUGCAUUGAUGAAACAAGCGUAGACGAAAAAACUUGGAGUUGGUGGCAUUCUUUCCGAACCCUUUGUGAUUACAACAAGAGGAUCUGUCUCGCUAUUGAAGUUGGAGCAGACAUGCCAUCAGACGCUGUUAUUGAUAAAUGGCUCGGAGAACCGAUCAAAGCAGCAGUACUUCCCACAAGCAUCUUUCUAACGAAUAAGAAAGGCUUCCCUGUCCUGUCAAAAGCCCAUCAGAGGAUCAUCUUCCGUCUCUUCAAGCUGGAAGCCCAGUUUAUCUUCACAGGCACCAGUCGACACACUGACAAGGACUUUAGAUCCUACCUGCAAUACCUGGAAUACCUCAAUCAGAACAGGCCGGCACCCAACGCCUACGAGCUCUUUGCCAAAGGCUAUGAAGAUUACCUGCAGUCACCUCUACAGCCCCUCAUGGACAACCUGGAGUCUCAGACGUAUGAAGUGUUCGAGAAGGAUCCUAUCAAAUACUCUCAGUACCAACAGGCUGUAUUUAAAUGCCUACUGGACCGAGUACCAGAGGAGCAGAAAGAGACMAAUGUUCAGGUGUUGAUGGUGUUGGGGGCAGGUAGGGGUCCGCUCGUCAACGCAUCCCUGCGUGCUGCCAGACAGGCAGACAGGAAGCUGAAAAUCUACGCUGUAGAGAAAAAUCCCAACGCUGUCAUCACAUUGGAGAACUGGCGCUUUGAGGAGUGGGGUGAUCAUGUGACCGUGGUGUCGUGUGACAUGCGGGAGUGGGUCGCUCCUGAGAAAGCCGAUAUCAUUGUCAGCGAGCUGCUCGGCUCAUUCGGAGACAAUGAGCUCUCCCCAGAGUGCUUAGAUGGAGCACAGCACUUCCUCAAAGAGGAUGGAGUCAGUAUCCCUUGUUCCUACACGUCCUACCUGGCUCCCAUUUCCUCUUCCAAGCUUUACAAUGAAGUCCGAGGGUGCCGGGAACGAGACAAGGACCCCGAGUGCCAUUUUGAGACUCCUUAUGUGGUGCGGCUCCAUAACUUCCACCAGCUGGCUGACCCCAAACCUUGCUUCACAUUCACACACCCAACAAAAGACAUAAACAAUAACCGGUAUCAGUGCCUCCGAUUCCCUGUGGGUUGUAACUCAGUGCUCCAUGGCUUUGCUGGUUACUUUGAAACCACACUGUACAAAGAUGUCACACUCAGUAUAAAACCAGACACACAUUCACCUGGAAUGUUCUCCUGGUUCCCCAUCCUCUUCCCCCUCAAACAACCCAUCUCCAUAUCACGGGACGAUGAUGUCACUGUACGGUUCUGGCGCUGCAACAAUGGGAAGAAGGUCUGGUAUGAGUGGGCUGUGACCGAGCCAUCCUGUUCUGCCAUCCACAAUCCUGCGGGCCGUUCCUACACCAUCGGCCUGUGAGGGGAAAAAAAAAGCAAACUCUAACACACCUGACAAGCUUUCUCUUGUAUAUUUUAGUUAGACUCUUAGGUGAUUCAACUGAUAGUGGUCAACGCCUUUUUAUUUUCCCUCGUUUUUAUACACGGUUAAAACUUAAACAUGUAAUGUGAACCCAGUGAGUCUACAGAAGGAAGAAGAAAAACCAAGGGAAGAACCAAUUGGUUUGAUGUUUUUUCAGAAAAAUGGAUUGUAAUUUGUGCACUCAUCUGUCUCCGUGAGGUUACUGUUAAAGCUCRUUCACGUCAGGUUCAAGACCUAACCUAGUUUAACCUGUUCGGUUUUUUCUUUUCUACUGUUUUGAACUGUUAAUGUGGAGUUACACAGCCGAUCCACCCUGACCUUGGCCUUAUCACACAUUCCACGAUCAUAACAUAUCUGCGUUGUGUGAGUACAGCAACGUCAACACAAGACAGUCGACAGAAGGUUACCAUAUUCAAGUCAAAUGUUGGGUGUUUGUGUUCAUGUCUUUUUGUUUUUAAAACGUUUUCAAUAAAAAUACUGUAAUGUACUUGA